This is a messenger RNA of Acipenser ruthenus (sterlet), 658 nucleotides long. Its product is annotated as E3 ubiquitin-protein ligase TRIM35-like. The coding region runs from base 50 to 643 and encodes 197 amino acids. The transcript has 5 exons. Gene Ontology annotation, molecular function: zinc ion binding. NCBI's taxonomy places the organism in Eukaryota, Metazoa, Chordata, Actinopteri, Acipenseriformes, Acipenseridae. The record is from RefSeq and is a predicted model, not a curated record.
AAGAGAAGGAAACUCGGAUCGUCCACCCAAUUUCACGCUCAGGAAUAUUAUGGCUUCUAAAGCACAUACUGGAAUAUUCUGCAGUCUGCAUGAGGAAAAACUGAAGCUGUUCUGUGUGGAUGAUAAAGAGGCUGUCUGUGUUGUGUGUCAAACUUCAAAGAAACAUGAGAAUCACAAGCUCCGUCCUGUUCAGGAGGCUGCACAGGAUUAUAAGGGAGAACUCAAGACUGCGCUGAAGCCCUUGCAGGACAAGCUGGAAUUCUUUAAUAAAGUUAAAAAAGAGUGUGAUAAAACAGCAAAGCACAUCAAGAAACAAGCCCAGCAAACAGAGAGGCAGAUAAAGGGGGAGUUUGAGAAACUUUGCCAGUUUCUACGAGAUGAAGAAAAGGCCAGGAUAGCUGCACUGAGGAGGGAAGUGGAACAAAAGGGAAGAAUCAUGAAAGAGAAGAUUGAAAAACUUACCAGAGAAAUCUCAUCCCUUUCAGACACAAUCAGAGUGAUAAGAGAGGAGAUGAAAGCUGAAGACAUCUUCUUCCUGCAGAAGUACAAAGACACACAGAGAAGAGCCGAGUGCACACUGCAGGAUCCACAGUGUGUUUCAGGAGCACUGAUAGAUGUAGCCGAGCACCUGGGCUCUCUGUAGUACAAAGUGUGGGAG